Populus nigra (black poplar) is the source of this 1841-nucleotide messenger RNA. Its product is annotated as UDP-glycosyltransferase 87A1-like. The coding region runs from base 181 to 1572 and encodes 463 amino acids. The transcript is spliced from 2 exons. NCBI's taxonomy places the organism in Eukaryota, Viridiplantae, Streptophyta, Magnoliopsida, Malpighiales, Salicaceae. The record is from RefSeq and is a predicted model, not a curated record. Gene Ontology annotation, molecular function: UDP-glycosyltransferase activity.
GAUUGGGUUAAUUUUUAUCAAGUCAGGGGAGGAGGAGCUCUCUCCUGAGAACCUUUACAAGGGGCAAUAUCGUCUUGGAAAGAGGAAAUAUUUUUCAUUUUUUUUUCUUUCCAUUUAGUUUAUAGCCCCUUUCUUGCUUGGCUUCAAGGCUUCAUAUAAUUUCUUUCUUGCUUGCUUGAGAUGGAUCAUCUAGGAGGAAACCUUGAGCCAACCACCAUUUGCCAUGUUAUGGCCUUACCAUUUCCAGGUCGUGGCCAUAUAAAUCCCAUGAUGAACCUUUGCAGGUCACUGGCUUCAAAAAGACCUGAUAUUCUUAUAACAUUUGUUGUCACUGAAGAGUGGCUGGGCUUGAUAGGCUCGGAGCCAAAACCUGACAACAUAAGCUUUGGCACCAUUCCCAACGUGCUCACUUCUGAGAGAGCUCGAGCUGGGAAAUUCCCUGCCUUCUUCCAAGAGGUUUUGACCAAGAUGGAAGCGCCGGUCGAGAGGCUCCUUGGUCAGCUUAAGCCACCAGUGAGCACCAUCGUAGCGGACACGUAUUUGAUGUGGGCUUUUGAGAUGGCAAAUCGCAACAAUAUUCCGGUGGCCUCGCUGUGGACAAUGUCGGUGCCGGUGUAUUCCGUGUUUCAGCAUUUCGAUCUCCUUGUCCAAAAUGGACAUUUCCCAAUUGAGUUGAAAGAAAGAGGAGAGGAACUAGUGGAAUAUAUACCAGGGAUUUCUUCAACGCGUGUCGUGGACCUUCCAACGUGUGUGUAUGGGCAUGGACGAGAUAUCUUGCAUCGAGGAUUCGAAGCCAUUGCAAGUGUGUCCAAGGCACAGUUUCUUCUACUCUGCUCAGUCUACGAGCUUGAAUCUCAGGCGAUCGAUGCUUUAAAAGCAAGCAUUUCAUUACCUAUCUAUCACAUUGGUCCUACCAUACCUUACUUCAAACUAGAGCAAGAAGAGAUUGUUACAGGUCCAGGUGAGACGACUAACUAUUUCCGAUGGCUCGACAUGCAACCGAGAGGAUCUGUCUUGUAUGUUUCUCAGGGCAGUACUCAUUCAGCUCCAAGUGCCCAAUUGGAUGAGAUUGCUGCUGGCUUGCGCGAUAGUGGUGUUAGGUACUUGUGGGUGGCAAGGGCAGAAGCUUCUUUGUUCAAAGAGGGUCGUGGUGACAUGGGUUUGGUAGUGCCAUGGUGUGACCAAUUAAGAGUAUUGUGCCAUCCUUCUCUUGGGGGGUUCUGGUCACAUUGUGGAUGGGGUUCUACCUCAGAAGCUGCUUUUGCUGGUAUUCCAUUGCUUACCUUCCCUUUAUACUGGGAUCAAGCCCCGAAUAGUAAGGUAAUUGUUGAUGAUUGGAAGAUUGGUUGGAGAGUAAAGAGUGGAUUGGAUGUGGACAAGUUGAUAAAAAGAGAUGAAAUUGCAGGGCUCGUAAAAAGGUUUAUGGAUUCGGAAAGCGAUGAGGUGAAAGAAAUGAGGAGAAGAGCAAGAGAAAUUAGUGAGAUUUGUCGACGAGCCAUUCGGAAAGGUGGAUCAUCUGAUACCAGUAUCGAUGCCUUUAUUGAUGACAUCCUGCAACACCACAAGAAUUAAGCUGAUAACUGAUCAAUGAUAUUUCUGCUAUUGUCAAUGUUCUUGCAUUGAUUCCCUAGCUUUUGUACUCAGUGCUCUUGUAUCUGACGUUUCAUGAUUACAAAAAAACUUGAUCUUUCCAUUAGAAAAACAAGCAGAUCACUGAGAUUUCUCCGAGUCCUAAGGCUACUUGAAGCUUGUACGUUAUAAUAUCUGGUUUGCAAGAGGUUUCAGGAGAACGCAAAUAUUUUUUUUGUUGUGACUAAACUAGUAUCAGUUCUUCCCGUCAA